Solea senegalensis (Senegalese sole) is the source of this 2661-nucleotide messenger RNA. RefSeq names its product GLE1 RNA export mediator (gene gle1). The coding region runs from base 81 to 2243 and encodes 720 amino acids. Lineage: Eukaryota; Metazoa; Chordata; Actinopteri; Pleuronectiformes; Soleidae. Gene Ontology annotation, molecular function: inositol hexakisphosphate binding; phospholipid binding; translation initiation factor binding. The record is from RefSeq and is a predicted model, not a curated record. The transcript is spliced from 15 exons. Gene Ontology annotation, biological process: regulation of translational initiation; regulation of translational termination; poly(A)+ mRNA export from nucleus. Gene Ontology annotation, cellular component: nuclear pore; cytoplasm; nuclear pore cytoplasmic filaments.
GUAGUUUGACGUGACCCCAGAGUGGCGCGUUGAACCUGCGGCGUCGGUCAGUUUAUAUUAAUAUUAUACAUUCUGUCGCGAUGCCGAGUGAAAGUUUACGCUGGGAAACUUUGGAGGCAUUAAAAAACUCCCCGAAGGGAAAAAUUUCCUUUGACCCGCACUGGUCCGAACGAGACGAGAACAUCAUGGUUGGUUGUAAAGAGACCAUCUGCUUGUCCUCGCACUCUGGGAUCUUACUGGAGCGUCUCAGCUCCUCGACGCUACAGAAGUCCUUUUGUCUGGACUCCAUCUCUGGAUACUCCAGUCCUGGGCUGAGUGAGGAGAUCCCAGCCUCGUUUUCCUCCACGGGUUCAGUUUCUGACACCAACAGGAGGCAAAACACACAUUCUAAUGGCUUGUCUGGAAAAACAGAGCAUGAGCAGGUUGUUAGUGAUGAGGUAAAGGAUGAAGAUCCAGACAUGGAUGUCGGUGAGGUUUCCAGUCCUGCUUCGUCGUCCGCCAUUUCCCUGCUGUCACCUAAAGCCAUGGAGGUGGCCGGACGCAUCAUCAAGUUUGAGGAGGAACAUCGAGAGAAGGCCAAGAUGGCGCUCAGACGGCGGCAGGAGCAGCAGGAGAAGCUGGUGGCGGCGGCGGCGAGCUCAGAGUCAGAGCAGUUGAAGCGCUUUGAGGAGUUCAUGGAGCUGAAGCAGCGGCAGGAGUUUCAGAGCAUGCGGGACAUGAUGGAGAGAGAAACCAAAGAGAGCAUCGGGCGCCAAGAGAAGCUGAAGGAAGAGCAGCGAUACAGAAUGAAGAUCCUGAACCUGCGGGUGCGGGAGGCGGAGCUACAGCGGCAGCGUGAGGCGGAGCUGGAGCGGCAGCGGCAGACGGAGGGUAAAGAGAGGCUUCGCAACCUCAACACUAUCCAGGAGGAGGUUCUGCAGCUCAACCUGCUGCUGGAGCCCACCACGCAGACCAGGAGCGACCUCCCUCCCUCCAGCCUCAGCUCCUACAGCAGCCGAGGGAACCAGCUGUGCUCGCAGGUGUCCGAGGUGGUGAGGAAGACCACUGAGGGAGCGUUUCCCAGCGUCGAGGACAUGACCGUGGCCGAGCGAGCGCUCCACGAGAUGCGUGCGCUGAUCAGACUCAUGCAAGAGGCGGUCGCCAGGGUUCAAGAGGAGAAGAAGAAGAAGGAGGAGGAGGAGGAGGACGCUCGCAGGAAGCAGGCGGAGCUUCAGGUGCAGCAGGAGGAGCAGAAGAAGGCAGCGCAGUCGGCCAAAGAGAAGGCACAGAGGAGAGGGCUGCAGAACAGCGCUGAAGACAGCACUCUGAAAUGGUACAAGAACCUGCAGGAAUCGGCCGCUCGCUGUGCCGAGUCCUUCGAAAACCUGAACACUCCGAAAGACAACGCGACAAAGAAGCUGAAGCUGGAGCUCCAGAAAGCAGCGACCAUCCCCGUCAGUCAGAUCGCCAGCGACUCGGGAUCACAGCUGAGGGAGAUCUUCGAUAAGAUGGACAAGCUGCUGUCGGGACAGGCGGUGGUGUCCAGUGGCAAGUCUGUGUCCACCUCCCAGCAUCCUCAGGGGCUGGAAUUCAUCAGCUACAAACUGGCUGAGAAGUUUGUUAAACAAGGAGAGGAGGAGGUGGCAUCGCAUCACGAGGCAGCGUUCCCUAUCGCCGUGGUGGCGUCUGGCGUGUGGGAGCGCCACCCUCGGGUGGGAGACCUCAUCCUCGCCCACCUGCACAAGAAGUGUCCGUACGCCGUCCCACACUACCCUCCGAUGAAGGAGGGCACGUCCGUGGAGGCGUAUCAGAGGAUUCUCGGUUACCGCGUGGACGACGGCGGGAUGGAAGGUCAGGACAGUUUCUUGAAGAGGAUGUCCGGGAUGAUCCGACUUUACGCUGCCAUCAUCCAGCUACGGUGGCCCUACGGCUCCAAGCAGGCGCCUCUUCCUCACGGUCUGAACCACGGCUGGCGUUGGUUGGCUCAGAUGUUGAACAUGGAGCCUCUGGCCGACAUCACGGCGACGCUGCUCUUUGACUUCUUGGAAGUUUGUGGUCACGCUCUGAUGAAACAGUACCAGGCUCAGUUCUGGAAACUCCUGCUGCUCGUCAGAGAAGAAUAUUUCCCCAGGAUCGAGGCGGUGACCAGCAGUGGUCAGAUGGGCUCCGUCAUCAGACUCAAACAGUUUCUCGAGACGUCGCUGCACAGUCGUCAGAUCCCUCCUCCCAAAGGUCAGCUGACCUCCACCUUCUGGAGGUCAUGAGAGAGAGAGAGAGAGAGAGAGAGAGGUUUGGAAGGAGUUUUAGAGAGAAAAACACGAGAGACGUGGAACACGAGGACGCCUCCGUGUCCUCGUCCUUCAGCGAGUUUCUCUUUCACACUCAAACCUUUAGUUUGACAGAAGUCAUUAUUUGAUAAGAUGAAGUCACUACAGGACAAAUGUCUCUGAAAACACUGGACCUUUUUAUUUUUUUAAAGAAUCCACCGUGUGGAGCAGCAAGUUUCAGGUUCAGCGAGCGACAGGUGUUUGGUUUACAGGUCGACGUCACUUUACUGCGACAGAUGUUACGAACUCUGCUUUUUGUUCCUGUUGUUUAUUAAUCAGCAGAAUUAUGCCGUUGAUGUUAAAAUCGCUAAACCAAAUAUUCAUGAAAUUAAAACAUUGAGAAGAUCUUUUUAAA